Molecule: messenger RNA, 1344 nt
Organism: Trichophyton verrucosum HKI 0517
Lineage: Eukaryota; Fungi; Ascomycota; Eurotiomycetes; Onygenales; Arthrodermataceae
Exons: 2
Coding region: 1-1344 (447 amino acids)
Molecular function (GO): nucleic acid binding; ATP binding
Source: RefSeq, a predicted model, not a curated record
AUGGUCAGCAGUAGUUCUCAGAGGAAUUUUCGCUCUCUCCUCAGCACAUUUCGCUCUCCAAGCUAUAAGUCUGCCAAAAUUCCAGAGGAGAAUGAUGAUUUCGAAGGAACUCCAACGAAAAAGGCAUAUCGAGAGGACUCCCUUCUCCCAAACUUCGAAGAGUUCCACCGCCAACAACAGAUACCCAAUGCCGAAAUUGACGUACUUGAUGAUGAUAUCCCCCUGGAUGCUUUCGGUAUGGCAGCUACUGCGUAUCAAUGCUGUUGCUCUCCUGAUAGCGCAGUUGUAUGCGUUGUUCCUGGGAAAAAAGAUACCGAUAUUUCAUAUCCUUUACUAACGAGAAUAGCAAAUACCCUUAUAACUCCACCAUUUCGACCACUGGCCUCCAGUUCUUCAGACUUUGGAUCUCCCUCGAGCCCGUUACUUACAGUUGAAGGAAUCUCUAGAGGGAGAUUCUAUGGAGAAGGCCUGGACGUCCAUAAGAGUCCACAUUGGCCAUCUACACGGGAAAUCACUCCUCCGGUCAAAAUAUUCCCUUUCCAGAGACGAGAAAUCGUCAAAUCUCCGGAGAUUCAGUUGAAGCAUGCACCGCCUAUUAUACAAGGCAUUAGACUUGUAUCUACUCGCGAACUCUCAGAUCGAUUUCGGACUCUCUUCUCUUUCCCGCUCUUUAACGCAAUCCAGUCAAAGACAUUCCCUGUAAUAUACCAUCGGACCGAUAAUGUCGUUCUAUCUGCUCCCACUGGAAGUGGGAAAACAGUAAUCAUGGAACUAGCUAUCUGCAAGCUUGUUUCUGAUCUUAAGGAUUCACGUUUCAAAGUUGUUUACCUUGCACCUACAAAAUCAUUAUGCUCUGAAAGAUUCCGUGACUGGCGCGCAAAAUUUGCUCUUCUAGACUUACAAUGUGCCGAGCUUACUGGGGAUACUGAUCACUUUCAAAUUAGAAACGUCCAACAAGCCAGCAUCAUUAUUACAACCCCCGAAAAGUGGGACAGCAUGACUAGGAAAUGGAAGGACCACAUGAAGCUAAUGCAGCUCAUCAAGUUAGUUCUUAUCGAUGAGGUACACAUCCUGAAAGAAGCCCGCGGAGCUACAUUAGAAGCAGUGGUUUCCCGUAUGAAGUCAGUGAAUUCCAAUGUUCGCUUCGUGGCCCUGAGUGCUACUGUUCCAAAUUCGGAAGAUAUUGCAACUUGGUUGGGAAAAGAUCCAACAAACCAACAUCUUCCAGCUCAUAGGGAGCGGUUCGGAGAAGAGUUCCGGCCUGUCAGACUCCAGAAAUUCGUUUAUGGGUACCAAGCUAAUGGAAAUGAUUUCGCAUUCGAUAAAGUCUGUGAGACUAAGUAA